Messenger RNA from Phacochoerus africanus (Common warthog), 815 nucleotides. RefSeq names its product keratin, high-sulfur matrix protein, B2A-like. The transcript has a single exon. The record is from RefSeq and is a predicted model, not a curated record. Gene Ontology annotation, cellular component: keratin filament. Lineage: Eukaryota; Metazoa; Chordata; Mammalia; Artiodactyla; Suidae. Bases 50 to 592 code for a protein of 180 amino acids.
CACCAAAAUUCCUCCAAGCAACUCAACUCUCAGCCCAGCUCCUGACACCAUGUGCUGUUCCACGAGCUUCUGUGGAUUUCCCAUCUGCUCCACCGGUGGGACCUGUGGCUCCAGCUGCUGCCAGCCAAGCUGCUCCCAGACUAGCUGCUGCCCGUCAACCUGUAGCCAGACCAGCUGCUGCCAGCCACCCUGCAUCCAGACCAGCUGCUGCCCGCCACCCUGCGUCCAGACCAGCUGCUGUCAGCCACCCUGCGUCCAGACCAGCUGCUGCCAGCCAACCUGCGUCCAGACCAGCUGCUGCCAGACCAGUGGCUGUGAGAUUGGCAGUGGCAUUGGCGGUGGCAUUGGCUCUGGCCAGGAGGGUAGCAGUGGAGCUCAGAGCUACCGCAUCAGGUGGUGCCGCCCUGACUGCCGCGUGGAGGGCACCGUCCUGCCACCUUGCUGCGUGGUGAGCUGCACGCCCCCCACCUGCUGCCAGCUGUACCACGCCCAGGCGUCCUGCUGCCGCCCCUCCUACUGUGGGCAGUCCUGCUGCCUGCCAGCCUGCUGCUGCCCGUGCUCUGAGCCCACCUGCUGUGAGCCCACCUGCUAAAAACCAGGUUGCUCAUUUUCAGUUGCCCAGGAUGCAGUAUCUCUGAACAAUUUAUUCCCUUAACCACCUAAGGAACACUAACAAAUUCUUAGACUUCCGUUUUGGUUUUUGUUAUGGGAGCUACCAAGUGCAUGAGUUCUCUUUGAUUCCACUCUGCAAUGAAUAUCUUGACUCUCCACUGUGGACACAGAAAUGCUGCAGACUCACCUGCUGACCAGUAAAU